Pisolithus orientalis is the source of this 1800-nucleotide messenger RNA. Its product is annotated as MFS general substrate transporter. Lineage: Eukaryota; Fungi; Basidiomycota; Agaricomycetes; Boletales; Pisolithaceae. Gene Ontology annotation, cellular component: membrane. The transcript has 13 exons. The coding region runs from base 160 to 1572 and encodes 470 amino acids. Gene Ontology annotation, biological process: transmembrane transport. The record is from RefSeq and is a predicted model, not a curated record. Gene Ontology annotation, molecular function: transmembrane transporter activity.
UCUCGGUUCAACUUUGCGGCAACUACACUCAGGACUCUGCCAUGUUCUAAUAGAAGUGUGGUGGAUCCGAAUAAUCAUGGGGUGGGACCGGGGCGAACACCACCUUAAAUUGAAGUUUGAUGAGUCGUAUCCCUCAGCUUGUUCCUCUGCUCAAGGACCAUGUCAAAUGUGGGGCACCCAGAUAGGAAGGAAACUGACACCUCAGCUGACCACGUUGAAAAUGCCGAAGGGUACAGGCUCUAUAAGCGACGAUUUUCAGGAUUGUUAGGUUUCGUUAUACUCGCAGUCGUCACUGGGAUGCAGUGGUCAUGGUUUGGACCUAUUGCAACCCUCACUGCCGAAGAGUUCAAUAUCUCAUUAACUCAGGUUAAUUGGCUUGGAAACAUAACACUCUGUGCAUCCUUUCCUGCUUCAUUCCUUGUGCCUGUCGUUUUCUCCCGCUAUGGCAUGCGGCGAUGCUCAGAAAUGGGAGGUGUUAUGUUACUCCUCUCUGCUUGGGUCCGCUACGCGAGCACCAUUCGUUCACUAUCUCCACAGUCUGCAUAUGUUCUCCUCUUCUUCGGCCAGCUCUUCGGUGCUGUUUCAAGACCAGUGUUUCAAGUACUUGGGCCGUCGUUUUCAGAGAGGUGGUUUGACCUCAGAAGUCGCACUACUGCGACAAUGGUCAUUGCUAUUGCCAGCAUAAUUGGGUCUGCACUUGGCCAAUUUCUUCCACCUCUCAUGAGCACAGUACGACAAUCGAUUCUCGUGCUCGCCAUUAUAUCCACUGCAGCGCUUCCAGCUAUCCUUCUCAUCCUUGAAUCCCCCCCCUCACCACCAACUUACUUUGGUUCCAAGCAACCAUUAUCUUUCAUCUCUCUCUGCCGUGCUAUGCUCGGUCUUUCGGUCUCCAAGGAGGCAUAUAUGUCGCAUCGUGAACGUAUUGACUUUGUGAUCUUGACACUUGUCUUCGGUGUCUUAGAUGGUGUGAUCAAUGCAUUGGGCAUCUUCUCAGCUCAGUGGUUCCAACCCGUCGGUUAUUCAGACACUACAUGUGGUCUCCUGGGUGCGACGUUGGCAUUGUCUGGAAUCCCUGCAACUGUGAUAUCUGCCCCGUUAUUUGAUCGCGUGUUCUCAGGAAUUAUGGGAGCGACAUUCAAGACCCUUGUUCUUCUUGUGUCUUUGGCAUGGUUAUUACUGAUCUGGGCUGUUAAACCAAACAACGCUACAGCCCUUUAUGUUCUCAUGGUCAUCAUCGGGAACUGCUGUACGAUCAUUCUGCCGUUGGCGUUGGAACUUGGCGUUGAGUUGACAAGGAAUGCAAAUGGAAGUUCGGCUAUCCUGUGGUCCUCCGGAAAUCUAUUUGGUAUCGUGCUAAUUCUCGCGGAAGGUGCUCUCCGUGCUCCGUCGACUGCUGAUCCGCCUUACAACAUGCGAAAUGCACUCAUUCUCAAUGGGUGUGUGGCGAUGGGGUUCUGUUCAUCCAUCUUCUUCCUCCGUGCUAAGCAGGCUCGGCGUGAAAUAGAUGAAGUCAUGAUAAAAGGCUCGGUUUUGGUUAGUUCCUCUGAUGUCCCCAGCGCAAGCGGAGUAUAGAAUCAUGGUUCAGCCCAUGGAUACAGUUGAGGAUGAAUAGACGCCAAAUUUCUUGACGUCUUGUUUGCAGAAAUGAAUUCAGUCAACUCUAAAUUGAAUGCUUGGUGUCUUAGGAUUGCACAAAUCGAUUCCUUGCAAGGUACUGUACAGCUUACCACGUUUCCACUUCCUCCCGAGUAUCGCUUCACUGAUCAAGUGCACACUUCCCCAACGUCAACUGAUUUCUCC